Molecule: messenger RNA, 1629 nt
Organism: Sphenostylis stenocarpa
Lineage: Eukaryota; Viridiplantae; Streptophyta; Magnoliopsida; Fabales; Fabaceae
Source: the annotation of a GenBank genome assembly
AUGGCCUCUGAAAUCAGUUCUGUUGUUUCAAAAUUGCAAAUGGUAUCCACUUCGGACCAUUCCUCCAUUGUCUCCAUGAACUUGUUUGUGGCCCUUCUUUGUGCUUGUAUUAUAAUCGGCCAUCUUCUUGAGGAGAAUCGGUGGAUGAACGAGUCUAUCACUGCCCUUUUGAUUGGUCUUACCACUGGCGUAGUCAUUUUGCUGUUUAGUGGUGGCAAAAGUUCUCAUAUUCUUGUUUUCAGUGAAGAUCUUUUCUUCAUAUACCUUCUGCCGCCUAUAAUAUUCAAUGCUGGGUUUCAGGUGAAAAAGAAGCAGUUUUUUGUUAACUUCAUGACCAUCAUGUUGUUUGGUGCUAUUGGUACAUUAAUAUCUUGCGCCAUCAUAACCUUUGGUGCGACACAAAUUUUUAAGAAGUUGGAUAUUGGUCCACUGGAAUUAGGGGAUUACCUAGCUAUCGGUGCAAUAUUUGCUGCUACAGAUUCUGUUUGCACAUUGCAGGUGCUAAAUCAGGAUGAGACACCUUUGCUGUACAGUCUUGUAUUUGGGGAGGGUGUUGUGAAUGAUGCUACAUCAGUGGUGCUUUUCAAUGCAAUCCAAAGCUUUGACCUCAACCAAAUAGACCCUUCAAUAGCUUUGCACUUUUUGGGCAAUUUUUUGUAUUUAUUUAUCUCAAGCACAAUGCUUGGAGUGUUGACAGGUCUACUCAGUGCUUAUAUUAUUAAAAAGCUGUACAUUGGAAGGCAUUCUACUGAUCGUGAGGUUGCUCUUAUGAUGUUAAUGGCAUACCUAUCCUACAUGCUAGCUGAAUUAUGCUAUUUAAGUGGCAUCCUCACUGUAUUCUUUUGUGGGAUUGUUAUGUCUCAUUAUACCUGGCAUAAUGUGACUGAGGGUUCAAGAAUCACUACCAAGCAUUCUUUUGCAACCUUGUCAUUUGUUGCUGAGAUCUUUAUUUUCCUUUAUGUUGGUAUGGAUGCCUUGGACAUUGAAAAAUGGAAAUUCGUCAGUGAUAGCCCUGGAACAUCUGUAGCAGCUAGUUCAGUAUUGUUGGGUCUAAUUCUUCUUGGAAGGGCAGCCUUUGUUUUCCCCCUAUCAUUCAUAUCUAACUUGGCUAAAAAAUCAACAAGUGAGAAAAUCAGCUUCAGACAGCAAGUGAUUAUUUGGUGGGCUGGUCUUAUGAGAGGUGCUGUUUCAAUGGCACUUGCAUAUAAUCAGUUCACCAUGUCUGGGCAUACUUCUCUACGAUGCAAUGCAAUCAUGAUCACCAGCACCAUCACUGUUGUACUUUUCAGCACAGUGGUAUUUGGUUUGAUGACCAAGCCACUCAUAAGGCUUUUACUGCCUCAUAAUCCACUUCCUAAAAGCAUCGGCACAACCACAGAUCCAUCUACUCCAAAAUCAGUCAUUGUCCCACUUCUUGAGAGUGCCCAAGAUUCUGAAGUCGAUAUUGGUGGCAAUGAAGUCCAUCGUCCAAGCAGCAUCCGCGCAUUGCUUGCCACUCCAACACACACUGUUCAUCGUUUGUGGCGUAAGUUCGAUGAUGCAUUCAUGCGUCCUGUUUUCGGUGGCAGGGGAUUUGUUCCUGUAGAACCUGGUUCUCCAACUGAACGUAAUGGCCAUCAAUGGCAUUGA